AUGGAGAAUGGGCAUCAGCUCCAGGGUACGAAAGGAGAUGAGGGUCCAGUUGGUUCUACAGGCAAGCAAGGUCUUCCAGGCUUAACAGGACCUCCUGGUUCACCAGGUCCACAAGGUCCUGCUGGAAAGACUGGACUAACGGGAGCCUCAGGUGUAAUCGGUCCUGCAGGUCCACCUGGUCCACAAGGUUUACCUGGAAGGACUGGACCAGCAGGUUUCUCUGGGCCUCGAGGUCCUAGAGGGGAAACAGGACCAAGUGGUCAAAAAGCAUGUACACUACUCUACAAAAGGGUGAAUUCGACUAACCAGAAGAAUGAGGGAUCUGCAGGUCCUGUUGGUACGCCAGGUCCACACGGUCCCAAGGGAGUAAAAGGCGCCAUUGGGUUACCAGGAGGAAAGGGAGAAGCAGGACCGCAAGGCAUCGCUGGACCAGAGAUGAGUGAGGAUAUUUUGAUUCGCUAUUUCAACCCGGUCAAGGGACUAUUAAAAAGGGUACGACGUGAAGAAAUAGUCAAUUUGUAG
Messenger RNA from Corticium candelabrum, 522 nucleotides. Its product is annotated as collagen alpha-1(I) chain-like. NCBI's taxonomy places the organism in Eukaryota, Metazoa, Porifera, Homoscleromorpha, Homosclerophorida, Plakinidae. Gene Ontology annotation, cellular component: extracellular matrix. The transcript is spliced from 9 exons. The coding region runs from base 1 to 522 and encodes 173 amino acids. The record is from RefSeq and is a predicted model, not a curated record.